Messenger RNA from Salvelinus namaycush (lake trout), 1060 nucleotides. Its product is annotated as gastrula zinc finger protein XlCGF17.1-like. NCBI's taxonomy places the organism in Eukaryota, Metazoa, Chordata, Actinopteri, Salmoniformes, Salmonidae. The coding region runs from base 1 to 945 and encodes 314 amino acids. Gene Ontology annotation, molecular function: RNA polymerase II cis-regulatory region sequence-specific DNA binding; DNA-binding transcription factor activity. Gene Ontology annotation, biological process: regulation of transcription by RNA polymerase II. The record is from RefSeq and is a predicted model, not a curated record. The transcript has 2 exons.
AUGACAUCGCCGAAGCCGAGGAUCGCUGAUGAGGCAGAGAAGAGUCCCCCCAGAUCAGAACACCUCAAGAAACACCAGCGGAAACACACAGGAAAGAAAUCUCACCACUGCUCUGACUGUGGGAAGAGAUUCACCUCUUCAACAGACCUUAAAAGCCAUCAGAGAAUCCAUACAGGAGAGAAAUCUAAUAGCUGUGAUCAAUGUGGGAAGAGUUUUAGUGUUACACGCAGCCUGAAAGCACACCAGAAAACACACACAAGAGAGAAAUCUUAUAGAUGUGAUCAAUGUGGGAAGAGUUUUGUUACAUCUAGCAUUCUGACUAUACACCAGAGAACACACACAGGAGAGAAACCUUAUAGCUGUGAUCAGUGUAUGAAGUGUUUUACUACAUCUAACCAGCUGACUAUACACCAGAGAAUACACACAGGAGAGAAACCUUACCACUGCUCUGACUGUGGAAGGCGUUUUGUUUCUUCCCAAUAUUUAAAAUCACACAAGAGAACACACACAAUAGCGAAACCUUACCACUGCUCUGACUGUGGAAAGUGUUUUAUUUCGUCACAAUAUUUAAAAUCACACCAGAAAACACACACAGGAGAGAAGCCUUAUAGCUGUGAUCAAUGUGGGAAGAGAUUUAGUCACUCAAGCAACCUGAUGGUACAUUUGAGAACGCACACUGGAGAGAAACCUUAUAGCUGUGAUCAAUGUGGAAAGAGUUUUACUUCAUUUAACCAGCUGACUAUACACAAGAGAACACACACAGGGGAUAAACCUUACCAUUGCUCUGACUGUGGAAAGAGUUUUGUUUCGUCCCAAAAUUUAAAAUCACACGAGAAAACACACAAAGGAGAGAAGCCUUAUAGCUGUGAUCAAUGUGGGAGGAGUUUUACUCACUCAAGGAACAUGAUAUCACACCAGAGAACACACACAGGAGGGAAACAUUAGAGCUGUGAUCAAUGUGGCAAGAGUUGCUCUGACAAAACAUCAGAAAGUACAUACAUGAAGGAGUUGUUUCAUGAUAUCAAUGAAAUAAUGUCACAAUAUAGAAUAUUUUAACAUU